GUUUAGAUUCACACCUAUGUGUACAGACGUGCUAGUGCAAUUAGUAAAAGAUACAUUUAGUGAGCAAAGCGCGCGCAUUAAUUGAGAUAUGAGACUUUUAAUAGCUGCUAUCCUCGCGUUGACCAACUUUCAAAUAAUAGUCCGCGGUCAAGAUGAUUACUGUUUUGGCAAGGACACCGAAAGGCCUCAAACACGUCAUUUCACCUCGAAGACUGCGUAUCAGAUAAUCAAGGGAGCAAAUAUUGAAAGGGAAUACUUAGUUCCAGGCUGCACACCAGUAAAAAUAUGGAUUUUGCAUAGGCAUGGCACUAGACUACCAACAACAAAAACAAUACAAGCCGCGCCGAGACUAGACAUACUUCGUGACGAAAUUGUGAAAAAUUAUCGAGUUCGCCGUACGAAACCAGACACAAAUGCACUCUGUCAAGAGGACUUGAGCCUAUUAGCGACGUGGAGAUGGAAUACCAGUAUUACAGUUGAUCAAGAACAGUUCUUGACUUCACAGGGUUACGAAGAUCUUAAAGGGACUGCAAAAACUUAUCAAAGGUAUUAUGGAGAUGUUCUGACUAAAGACUAUAACAACACAUACUACAAGUUUCGCCACACUCAAACACAACGCACUACCGAAAGUUUCAAGGCAUUUGUUGAUGGUCUUUUUGGCUCAAAUGUCAACGUACAGCCAGAGGAAAUUCCUGAGCAAGAUCUGCUUUUGAGGCCUUAUGACUACUGCGAAUCGUGGAAGGCACAUGACUACAGUGGAGAGAACUCUGAAAGCUAUAAAUUUAAACAUUCAACUAUCUGGAAUACAACCGUUGCCAAUAUUUCAAAACGAUUGGGUUUUCAAUACACUUUGGAGUCAAGCGACGUUGAACUUAUGUGGGACAUGUGUCGAUAUGAACAGGCUUGGCAAGUUGAUCGCACCAGCGUGUGGUGUUCCGUCUUUACAGGUGAACAAGUUAGCGUGUUUGAGUAUGAAGAUGAUAUGAAAUACUAUUACAAACUUGGCUAUGGAUAUGAGGAAAACACUCGUCUUAACUGUCGUGCAGUCCAGGACAUGUUGAUUCAUCUGAAUAGCUCAACUACACCUAAUGUCGUGGCUUAUUUCGGGCACACAAGUGGUGUACAAACCCUACUUGCUGCUUUGGGAAUCGCCAAGGAUGAUAUUCCCCUUACUGCCGCUAACUAUAACAAAAGCGACUAUCAUUGGAAAACGAGCCAAUUGGACCCUUUUGCAUCAAAUUUCGUUGCCGUAAAAUAUGAUUGUAAAGGUAACACUACCGACAAAGUCAUAUUCUUUCUCAAUCAAAACGCGGUAGAUCUCGAAUGGUGCAACGUUGGCUUAUGCAAUUGGUCAGAAGUUUUAAAACGCUACCAAACGUUUUAUACAGCGGACUGUAGCAAUUAUUAUUGCGCGGAUGCAGGUGCUACUUCUUUGGUUACGUCGUUCGGCGUCUUAUUACUUAUUUCAUCUAUACUUUACUUAAUACACUAACCACCGUAUAAAUGUUAUUUAAAAUGUAUUUAACUGUGCACUUUUUAUAAAACAACUUAAGUCGACUUAGCACUUUUCUCCGAAAUAUUUAACCAACGAAUCAUUCAUAGCCAUAGCUUCAACAAAUAUCUUAAUAAAAGUUGAAUAAAGUACCAAAUUUCACUUUGAUAAAUCAGAAUUUAUUGACCCAAAUCCAAAAUUUGUUAAAGUCACUUAGUAGUUUUGUCAAAAGUCUAGAUACAUGUACCUUCUGCUCAAAUAUGAACGAGACGUUAUCAAUAAAACGGUCCGCGGAUGACAUAUGGCAAAAAUAAAUUUUUUGUUUUUUGGUAGGACUGUUAUAAGCUUACAUGGCAAAUUUCAGCGUGAUAUGUCACAUAGUUUGUUUUCUGUGGUACUGUAAACAAGUCAAGCUCGAGUGUGUUCUUCGAAUUUAACGAUGGAAAUUCAAGUUGAACAAAGAAUUUGUUUGAAAUUUUGUUAUUCCAACAAAAUUUCGGCUUCAGACGCCUUAAAAAUGUUGCAGACAACCUAUGGAGACACUGCUCUAUCGCGUGCACGUGUUUUCCAGUGGUACAAAUCGUUCAAAGAGGGCCGUACAUCGGUUGAAAACUUGCCUCAUGAACGUCGUCCAGCAACAUCAGUAAACGACGAAAACAUCGGAAAAGUAAAGGAAAUUGUGCUUGAAAAUCACACAAAUCGCAAAAUCGGUUAACGCUGAAUAUUAUUUAGACGUUUUAAAGUGUUUGCGUGAGAACAUUCGUCUUAAAAGGAAGGAAUUGUGGGACAACAAGUCAUGGUUCUUGCAUCACGAUAAUGCACCAGCUCACACAUCACGUCUUGUUCGCGAUUAUUUGAACAAAAAUAAUGUUAAUAUCGUUCCGCAAGCACCGUAUUCGCCUGAUAUGGCUCCAUGUGAAUUUUUCCUUUUUCCCAAGCUCAAGUUGCCGCUCCGUGGAAAACAUUUUGAGACAAUUGAAGUCAUAAAAGAGAAUUCGAAGAACACACUCGAGCUUGACUUGUUUACAGUAGCACAGAAAACAAACUAUGCGACAUAUCACGCUGAAAUUUGCCAUGUAAGCUUAUAACAGUCUUACCAAAAAACAAAAAAUUUAUUUUUGCCAUUUGUCAUCCGCGGACCGUUUUAUUGAUAACGUCUCGUUCAUAUUUGAGCAGAAGAUAUGUUUAUGCAUAAAUUGGGAUAUUUAUCACGCCUUCAGCGAGAAGUCUUUUUAUUUCUACUUCUUUAUUUAUGUCAAAUUAAUGAGAUUCACAUUUGUUGCACUAAAAGUUCUCAGAAGUUCUUUUUUUUUUCAAAACGAGGCUAACAAAAAUCCUAUGUGCUUUGUUUUGUGAUGUUACUUAAAUUAAGCAAUUACUAAAAUAAAUGUGCAUAAACCCGAGUAUAUAAUGUUAUUUAUAGUAAUUUUUAAGGAUGAUACAAAAUUUUGUAAAUAAUCUCAAUUGAUAUCUAUCGGUUUUUGUAAAAUAUGGCAAAUUUCGCGUUCAAGGUUUUGUAUUUAUGAACAAGCACAUUGGAUGUUUAAGAAACCCAGAGUUUCAUUUGACAUUUCUUGUUUACUUUUUCUUAUGGUGUAAGAAGAGCAAUACAGACGACUUCACUAUACCUCAUAGAAAGUGUAUUCCUCUUGUAUUUUUUAUGGAGAAAGAGGCAGAAUUGCAUACCUUUUUGAGUAUCAGAGGGGCAAUAAUUUACACUUUAUUUAAAAUUAAAUUAACAAUUUAUUUUGUAAAUAUCACCACUAUAAAGUUGAAAUUAAAUAAAUCAAACUAAUUAGUACAAAUAUGUUAAUAUUAUUGCAUUGUUUUAGUAUUUGUUUGUUAAGAUAAAUAAAUGUAAUAAAGAAUGUAAAUGUAAUAAAAAUGAAGAAACAAAA
This is a messenger RNA of Anastrepha obliqua, 3390 nucleotides long. It is a transcript of the gene Mipp1, whose product is annotated as multiple inositol polyphosphate phosphatase 1. The coding region runs from base 89 to 1492 and encodes 467 amino acids. The record is from RefSeq and is a predicted model, not a curated record. Gene Ontology annotation, molecular function: acid phosphatase activity; inositol phosphate phosphatase activity. The transcript is spliced from 8 exons. Lineage: Eukaryota; Metazoa; Arthropoda; Insecta; Diptera; Tephritidae.